Molecule: messenger RNA, 566 nt
Organism: Anthonomus grandis grandis
Lineage: Eukaryota; Metazoa; Arthropoda; Insecta; Coleoptera; Curculionidae
Product: protein transport protein Sec61 subunit gamma
Exons: 3
Coding region: 167-373 (68 amino acids)
Biological process (GO): protein targeting; post-translational protein targeting to membrane, translocation
Cellular component (GO): membrane; Ssh1 translocon complex
Molecular function (GO): transmembrane protein transporter activity
Source: RefSeq, a predicted model, not a curated record
CCUCUUCCAACACGCUCCACGUCAUACGGUUUUGGCUGUCGUCGUGACGUGGCCCCAAAAAAUUGUCAAAACGUUUCGAUUUUGUUGUUCACUUGUGACUUGUAAGAGCUGUUAUUUGCAGAUUAUUUUGCUAAAAAGGUAGCACAUUGCAUUAUUAACUUAGAAAAUGGAUCAAGUAGUAAACUUCCUUGAACCUGGCCGUCAAUUUGCCAAAGACUCAAUCAGAUUGGUCAAAAGGUGCACCAAGCCAGACAGAAAAGAAUUCCAAAAGAUUGCUGUAGCGACAGCCAUCGGUUUCUGCAUAAUGGGUUUCAUCGGAUUCUUCGUCAAACUGAUCCACAUCCCCAUCAACAACAUCAUUGUAGGAUCAUAAACAGUAUUUUUAUAAGGUCGUUUAUUCUCUAAGACAUUUUUCAUGUUUUUUUUUUUUACUCAUAGAAUUAUUUAUUUUUACAUGAUUAUAAGAUGUAUCAUCUGAAUCGUUAGAUAUUUGGUAAUAAAUAAAUGGAAAAUAUUAAUAAAUAAAUUGAUGAUGGCAGGAUUCUUUAAUAAAACGGUUUGUUUUA